ACAGCCUAUUAUGUAGCUGUACAGACGCGGAAGGUAUUAAACGGCAAACUUGUCGUUAUUUCGCAGUUAAUAAGUUGCUCCUGCAAGAGAGAGAGAGACUGUGGUCAGACAGCGGGGGUCUGAGCGGGGUCCUCACAGGGAAAAAGUUCAGUUCAGAAGUAUAAGCAGGUUGUUACGACGAUGCAGAACCUCAUGGAGAUAAGAUCUCUUGUUUUGCAGUAUCCUAAAACUGUUGGUCUGAUCACGGUAGCAGUUGGAUUUCUCGGUUUCAAGAAAUGGAUGGCAGGUGGAGUGUGUAACAGCAAAGCCCGGCUGGAUGGGAAGACUGUUUUGAUCACCGGAGCCAACACUGGAAUUGGCAAGGAAACUGCUGUUGAUCUGGCCAGGAGGGGCGCAAGGGUUAUUCUGGCCUGUAGAGACAUGGAGAGGGCAAACAAAGCUGCGGCCGAAGUGCGGAACAGAAGCGGAAAUGAAAAUGUGAUUGUCAAAAAGUUGGACUUGGCAUCGCUGCGAUCAGUGCGACAACUGGCCAAAGACGUCCUAGCAAGCGAAGAGAGGCUGGAUGUUCUCAUCAACAAUGCAGCUAUUAUGGGCUGUCCAAAAUGGCAGACUGAAGAUGGCUUUGAAAUGCAGUUUGGUGUGAACCACCUGGGCCACUUCCUUUUAACAAACAGCCUGUUGGACCUUCUGAAGAAGUCUUCCCCCAGUCGCAUCGUCAAUGUUUCCAGCUUAGUUCAUGAAACAGGUCAAAUUUAUUUUGAUGACAUAUACAUGGACAAAGAUUACGACCACAUGAAAAGCUAUUCACAGAGUAAACUGGCGAAUGUCCUCUUCACACGGGAGCUGGCUAAAAGGCUGCGAGGUACCGGAGUAACGGCAUACAGCCUCCACCCUGGAGUAAUCCGGACUGAGCUCCCCCGGCACUUCUGGCCCACAGUGCCCCUGUGGAAGAAAAUUCCACUUAGAAUAUUCAUGCUCACGGCCAAGUCUGCAACACAAGGGGCCCAGACCACCAUCUACUGCGCUGUGGAGGAAAGCCUGCAGAAUGAAAGCGGACUCUACUACAGCGACUGCGCCCGGAAAACAGCAGCUCCUCAGGGUCGGGAUGAUGAAGCUGCCAAGAAGCUGUGGGAUCUGAGUGCCUCUAUGGUUGGUCUGAUAUAAUCACAGUGGCGUUGAUGAUGAUGAUGAUGGUCAUCAGCACCGAUGGACUGCCAAGUGGCCCGAGGAGAGACUGGUGUGCUUUCUAAUCUGCGUGACUACUAUCAGCUGAACUCAGUUGGGAUGCUAUGCUAUGCUGAGCCCUUUAUACAGGGAUGACUUUCAUAAAGCCAUGAACCUUUCCCCAUCACCUGUUAACCAUUAACCUGUUAACCUAAGGAGUGUUCCAAAAGUUUUGGUUGCACAACUUUCCUGGUCUUUGGUUGACCAUGUCCCAACUCGCUUGAAACUUGCUGCUGGAAUCACAUUCAGAAUAAGCAUAUAUUUGCAAGAAUUAAUGAAGUAUAUAAUAUAUAUGGUCUUUGCACUGUUUUCAGUUGAGUAUAUGUCAGAAAGGAUGAGCAAAUGAUCACAUAUUCUGUUUUAUGUUUUACACAGCAUGGGGUUGUACUUAAUGUAACCAAUGAUUAAACAAAUAGAAAACAGAAAUUCACAAGAGAUAGACAUUUAUUCAGAAUCUACAACAAUCUACUUGCAAAAAUACUAUGGAUUAAAUUAAGUUUGUUACUUAAACAGAAGCAAUGCUUCACAGGUAAAUUACAUGGAAGCUGUAUGAUCUUUAGUUUUGAUUGCCAUUAGCGUGAAAUGACAUUUAAUUGACAAGUUUCACCGAUGUGUGUGUUUGAAGGUAACUCAGUGUUACUUCUUUUCAGUCAUAUAAGAAUCACGUGUGCUUUGAACGUUUUUUGUAACUCUGUUAAUUCAACAUUUUGAUAUUUUUUCCUUUCUCUGGGCAAUAAAGUGCUGUUAUACAUAA
Messenger RNA from Scatophagus argus, 1978 nucleotides. RefSeq lists its product as uncharacterized. The record is from RefSeq and is a predicted model, not a curated record. Lineage: Eukaryota; Metazoa; Chordata; Actinopteri; Scatophagidae. The transcript has 7 exons. The coding region runs from base 181 to 1164 and encodes 327 amino acids.